This is a messenger RNA of Knipowitschia caucasica, 1179 nucleotides long. The record is from the annotation of a GenBank genome assembly. NCBI's taxonomy places the organism in Eukaryota, Metazoa, Chordata, Actinopteri, Gobiiformes, Gobiidae.
AUGGAGGACACCAAAGAAUGCAUUCGCAAAUCAGAGACUGUAAAGUUAAAAGCUGAGGCUCGGCUGGACCUCCUGCGGCAGGUGGGUGUGGCGGUGGACACGUGGCUGAAGAGUGCUAUGAACCAGGUGAUGGAGGAGCUGGAAAAUGAGCGUUGGGCAAACUUCACACCCCAUGAUCCCUCACUGUCGGGCACCGUGGACUUAGACCGAGAGGACGGAGAAGAGUGCGAAGAAAACAUGGAAGUGUUUGAUGACAGCAGCUCCAGUCCAUCGGGAACACUUCGCAACUACCCACUUACCUGCAAAGUGCUCUACUCAUACAAGGCAUCGCAGCCGGAUGAACUGACCAUCGAUGAGCAGGAGAUGUUGGAGGUCAUUGAGGAUGGGGACAUGGAGGACUGGGUCAAGGCUCGCAAUAAAACAGGCAAAGUCGGCUAUGUCCCAGAGAAGUACCUCCAGUUCCCUGCCUCCAACAGUCUCCUGAGCAUGCUCCAGUCCCUCGCCACUCUCGACGCACGUUCACACACCUCAUCCAACUCAACUGAGCCGGAGCUCCACACGGGAUGCAUUAAUGGAGACACAAACAUGGUUUAUGUGCGUGCACUUUAUGACUACGAGGGUCAAGCAGACGAGGAGCUGUCGUUCACCGAAGGAGCAGUGAUCCGGCUGCUGAACCGCGACACGCAAACUGACGACGGCUUCUGGGAGGGCGAGCUGAACGGCAGGGUGGGCGUGUUCCCCUCGGUGCUGGUGGAGGAUGUCAAUGAGAACGGAGAACACAGUGGUCUACAGGGAGACAUACAGAUUUCUCCAUGUGCAAAAAUACCGAAUUGCCUUCCUCCUCUUCCACUUUACGAUCAACCUCCCAUCAGCCCUUUCACCAGCCCUGAAACCUCCACUCCGCCUCCACUACCGCGUUCACCGUCUACUGCCCUCAACGGAGAACACAAGCCUCCGCUGCCUGCCUCGUCACAUAAGGGAGCUCUGUCGUCCCACAAUCAAAGUUCUGGCCGUAGUCCAGUGUCUCCAGGAUUUCCUCAGCCACUUCGAUUCACAUCUGAAGGCGGCCCGGGAAAAUUACGACCAGUGCGUGCUGCCCCACCUCCCCCCAAACAACACGCCCGGCGACAGCAGGACAAGAGCGACAAAACAGAGGAGGUGGAGAUCACACUGGUCUGA